Messenger RNA from Vespa mandarinia (Asian giant hornet), 1946 nucleotides. RefSeq lists its product as uncharacterized. Gene Ontology annotation, biological process: sensory perception of smell; detection of chemical stimulus involved in sensory perception of smell. NCBI's taxonomy places the organism in Eukaryota, Metazoa, Arthropoda, Insecta, Hymenoptera, Vespidae. Gene Ontology annotation, molecular function: odorant binding; olfactory receptor activity. Gene Ontology annotation, cellular component: plasma membrane. The record is from RefSeq and is a predicted model, not a curated record.
GCAAAUCCAGAUUUAGGAUUUAUUUAGGAUAUAAAGGACGAAAUAGAUAAAGUUCAAUGCUACAAACAUAUAUUUUUUAUAUAUUAGGUCUUGAAAAUUGAUCGAAUAUUAGAGACAUACUUAUUUUUGAUCUAUUCUCGCAACUUGAUCAUAACGAGAACGGUCGAGAACGUAAUCGCUGUAGUUCAAACGUUUACUAAAUUGUAUGGUCAGUUUGAUUCUCUUCUACGGUUCUAGGAUACGUAACUUUCUAACUACUUGAUAGCUGCAAAUCGAUUACAUACAUUAAGAAUGUAUCACGCGGGAAUCAGGAAAAUCGCCGAAUGUAAUUUUAUAAAAUUGCAAACGAGUAGCCACAAGUUGGCGCAGUUGAAAAACUGUUACCGUUGACUAUUCGUUGGUACGAUAGAUACCAAUUUGCUCGGAAUUGCUGCUAUUUCUAUAGGACAAUGACAGAACAAGUAGAGCUCUAUAGAAAUUAUGCUCGUUUCGUUAAGCGUUUGGUUCUUCUUGCUGGAAUAUGGCCGACGACAAGAAAAGAAAGUUCUUAUUUCUAUCGGCAGUUACCAAUUUUAGCCGUAUCAUCGGGUGUUAUUAUGUUUCUUGGUGUAUUGCGAUUCUGUCAAGAUAAUAUCGGAAAUUUGGGCCUAUUCACAAAAGGUCUAAGCCUCGUAGGAAGUUUCUCUUUGAUAUCAUUGAAGGUACAUUUCAUAUUUCAAACGUUGGAUUCCUUUAAGGCUCUGAUGUUUUUUAUAUAUCGAAAGCAGCUUAGUGAACUGAACGGUAUCCUUGAUCCAAUGUUCGAGAAAACACUUGAAAAUCCACGACUGAGACCUAUACUUUUGUCACUAUUGAAUCUCUUUCGUUACUUCACUUAUAUUUUUUACGUUUUAAUUACUAGUACCUUGCUAUUAUAUAUCUGUACUCCGCUUAUAUUCAUAGGAUACGAAGCAAUCAAGGAUAUACGUCCUAGACGAUACGGUCUUCCAUUUCCAACGAGUUUUCCAUGGAUCGAUGGGACUCCUGGAAUAUAUUAUCACAUAGAAUAUCUUUUCGAAAUACAAUUUGGUUGGUUCGCCAUAUUUGUAACAAGCAGUGUUGAUUCUUUAUUUGGAUUCUAUAUCUUUCAAAUAGUCGGACUUUUUCGAGCCUUAUCUUACGAAUGUGAAUAUUUCGCGCAAUCGGCUGAGGAUUUACGCAAUAUUCUUCAUAAUUGCAUUAAAAAACACAUUGAACUUUUACACUGUCGCAAUAUUAUUCAAAAUGUUUACGGACCGAUCGUAUUCAAUUUGGUCUUGACCAGUGCGACGGUCUUAUGUGCACUAUCGUUCCAAAUAUUUAAGGUAAAAUCAAUUUAUGCAAUAAUAUUUCUCUUAAUAAGAAAAUACUUUUCUUUUCCUAUUUUUUUUUUCUUUUUUUUUUUUUUUAAUAAAUAUCUGUUAUAUAUUUUAUUUCAUAAUGUAUUUCGAAUUAGAAAAAUAUACUUUUCUUAUGCGUUGAAGACAGAAAUGACAGUGUCAAAAACUCUUUUAUUCGUUGUUUAUGGUGUAAUGAAAGGAAUACAAACUUUUAUGUAUGCUUGGUAUGGAAGCAUCAUUAUAUCCGAGGGUGAAAAUUUUCGCAGAAAGAUAUAUUGUUGCAAAUGGUACGCAUAUGGUAAUUUAUCUAUUAUGAAAAAGAUUCUUCUUAUAUUAACACAAAAACCAAUGGUAUUGGUAGCAUGUCAUUUUUUUUCUAUCUCAUUAGAUAUGUUUCUUAAGGUAACCAUAAUAUUUACGAUCUUAUACGUCAUACUUGAUGUAAAUCAUAAAAUAAGUCUAAGAUUAUAUAUGACUUAUUUUUCAGAUUAUCAAUACGUCAAUAUCUUAGAUGAUAUAAUAAGGAGUAAUAAAAGAACUUUUUCAUUAGUUAUGCAGAUGUUGAUAUUAGAUAUGAAUUAUAAUUAA